Molecule: messenger RNA, 8145 nt
Organism: Pristis pectinata (smalltooth sawfish)
Lineage: Eukaryota; Metazoa; Chordata; Chondrichthyes; Rhinopristiformes; Pristidae
Gene: frem1a
Product: Fras1 related extracellular matrix 1a
Exons: 36
Coding region: 409-6786 (2125 amino acids)
Biological process (GO): cell communication
Cellular component (GO): membrane
Source: RefSeq, a predicted model, not a curated record
GGUUGGGAAAAAAAAUGAAAGAUAAUUGUCGAAAUAACUGGCCUUGUGCAGUCUGCAAACAAGCGAAAACAUCUUCAGAAUGCCGUUAUCAUGGGAACUCAGAGGCUCGUCUCCAUCCAGUCUACUUGUUGGAAUACCUCGGGAAAAUAGUCAGACAAAAAGCAGAGGAUAAGCAGGACAUUAACCGUCUGAAUUGGGACUUCUCAAUAUUCAGGAAAACAAUCCUUUGACAAGUCUGUUGGACGCCCCGCAGUAAGAGCUUUUUCAUGUCUGUCCUUCUGAUCUGCAAACAGAACUGAAGGAACUUUCACCUGAACGUUGCUGCAAAAAAUUAACUAUCCAGGACAGGCCUAAAGUCCAGAGAAAUCUUUCUCAGACCCUGCUACACUUUGACAGUAAAUAACGUGGAUGUUAGUUUGUGAAGUGCUGUGGAAUUUGAAGGGUUUAUUACUGAAGUUUGAUUCUGAUGUGAUGAAGCAUCGCUGGAUAGAAUCUCCAUUCCUCCUGCAACUGUUUCUUUGGAGAUGUAUUGCACCUUCCUUUGUUCAAGUGAAUCAUGGCAUUACAGUUCCCAAGGGGCAGUCUGUGUUCCUCUCAGAGAAGAACCUGGUGUUCAACAUCCCAAAGGAGAAGGACAGCUGCAAGGUGGAAGUGGUCAUGAAUGAACCAAUAACGCAACGGGUCGGGAAGCUUACCCCUCAGGUUUUUGACUGUCACUUCCUACCCAAUGAAGUGAAAUAUUCACACAAUGGAUGUCCAAUUCUGGAUAAAGAUCAAGUCAUGCUCAGAGUUUACAGGUUUACAGAGAAUGAAACCUACACAGAAACAUUCACCCUCCAAGUUCGGUUACUUGACUCAGACUGUAACAUCAUCCAGCUGGGUGCAACAUCAUUGGAAGUCCCUGAGUUUUAUAGUUUAUCUAAUCCAAUUGACAGAAAUGUGCUUUUGUUUGACUAUGAUAAGUCGAUGAAUCUGGACUGCAUUGUGCGAGUGGCUAGUCAGGAGAUGUUACUUCCAGCACAUGGACAUCUAGUCAUGGGGGAGAUCUCUACGGAACAGGCUCGUGGGGACCACCCUGGCUUUGUAAGGCAGAAAUCAAAGUGGAACCUAGAGGGAAGCCAGGAAGAUUUGAAGGAAGUCCACACUUUUAAAGUAAGCUGUGAUGAGUUUCUCACAAUGGGUCUUCGCUACCAUCACCUCAGCCCCCCUUCUCCUGAUGUUGAUUACAUCGCUAUGACAUUGCAACUGAUCGACAGCAGAAGCAAAAACGUGCACAAGACAGAGAAUGCCUGGAUUCCAGUCAGAAUCACAAAUGGCUUUCCCAACCAGCCUCCCAAAGCGAGUUUUAUGGCUAUGUUCAUCCUGGAAGUAGACCAGUUCAUCCUGACCUCCAUAACCACAGGGACCUUGGAUGGGGAAGACAGUGAGACUCCGAAGUCCCAGCUUGUGUUCAAUAUCACCAAACCACCUCAGGAGGGUUUCAUAACUCAUUUAUCUGACCAUACCAAACCAAUCAUGUCAUUCACCUGGGCUGACCUGAAUGAGCUGCUGAUAGCAUUUCAACCACCAAACAGCAGCCACACUGAGAGAAGGAACUAUGAGGUAGAAUUUGAAGUUCAUGAUUUCUACUUCAGGAACAGUGCACCAAUCAUGGUACACAUCGCAGUAAGGACAACUGAUACCAAUGCUCCCAGAGUUUCCUGGAACAUGGGACUUGAUCUAUUGGAAGGUCAGUCUCGACCGAUCACAUGGGAGCAGUUUCAAGUUGUGGACAAUGAUGACCUCACUGCAGUUCGUUUGGUUACUGUGGAUGGCUUGCAACAUGGACGGUUAACAGUAAGAGGUGGAAAAGGUUUUAUGUUUACCGUCAAUGACAUCCAAGCUGGUGUUGUCCGCUAUCAUCAUGAUGACAGCGACACUGUAAAUGAUUUCAUUGUAUUCAGAAUUUUUGACAGUCUUCACAGCACCCGACACAAAUUCCCUAUCAAAAUCUUACCCAAAGAUGACAGCCCUCCAUUCCUUAUUAACAACGUUAUCUUCGAACUGUGCGAGGACCAGGAAAUGCUGAUAGAGAAGUUCAUGCUUCAAGCUUCAGACAUGGACUCAAGUGAUGAUUACAUCCUGUUCAAAAUCACCAAGACCCCACAAGCUGGAGAACUUAUGAAAAGAACAGCUCCUGGUCUGACAGGGUAUCCCAUCAACAGCUUCCUUCAGAAAGACCUCUUCAAUGCUGCAAUCUACUAUCGUCACUUAGGAGGUGAAGUGUUUGAAGAUUCCUUUGAGUUUAUUCUGUGUGACAGUCAUGACCCUCCAAACCUCUCAGAGCCUCAGACUGUAAUUGUUCACAUUACACCAGUGGAUAAUCAACUUCCCAAAGAAGCACCUGGAGUUAUUCGCCACCUCAUAGUUAAAGAGACCGAGAUAGCAUUCCUGACGAAGAACCAGCUGCACUUCACAGACACUGAGUCUCCAAACAGGCAAAUUGUAUAUACAAUCACAACUCCACCCUUCUUUACUUCACUACCUGGGCUGUCUGAUGCUGGGAAACUACUUCUAACUGACAGCAUGAAGAAACUGAUUAAAGAUUCCAGUGUCCCAAUGCUCAGAUCAUUCACACAGGACGCAGUGAACCACCUGAAAGUGGCCUACAUGCCUCCACUGCAGGAUAUAGGGCCCUACCCACAACAGCUGCAGUUUCAUUUCUCAGUCAGUAAUCAACACGGUGGUACUUUAAUUGGCCUCUGCUUCAAUGUUACAGUUCUCCCAGUCAACAAUCAAGCCCCAGAGAUGUACACAAACCAGUUGACCGUUGAAGAAGGGCAAACAGGUCAAAUUACUGUGGACCAUCUGCUGGUGACUGAUGUUGACACAGAGGAGGAUUACAUCAAGGUUGUUCUUCAAAAGAAACCAGCACAUGGAGAAGUAGAAAUGAAUGGAGUUCCCAUGAUUGAAGGAAACAUGUUCACCCUAGCAGAUCUCAAGAAAUUCAAAGUUAGAUACCAGCAUGAUGACUCUGAGACAACCUAUGAUGAAGUCACCUUUUCAGCCACUGAUGGUUCAAAUUCAGCUGAAAGUGUUCUGGAGAUCAAGAUCUUACCAGUGAAUGAUGAACCUCCAGCGAUGAAGAUUGGUUUGAACCCCAUGUUGUAUUGCCUUGAAGGAAGAGACAUUGUCAUUUCAACAGAAAACCUCCAUGCCACUGACAUAGAUAGCAAUGAUGAGAAGCUGCUGUUCAUGAUCGCAAGGCAACCAUUCCAUGGGGUGGUACAGAAGCACAGCCAGAUUGUUGAUCAUUUUACUCAGGCUGACAUUAUUGCUGGAGUGGUGAAGUAUGUGCACACAGGUGGUGAGGUGGGUUUAGCACCCUGUUUUGACACCAUCACUCUUGUUGUCUCUGAUUGGGAUGGUGGCAUGCUUGGAGGCUGCUGCAAAGAAGAACAACUCAUUCCUCCAUUACCUCUGCAUGACUCUCUCCCUGUCUAUGAUCUCAACAUUACUGUAAUACCCGUCAACAAUCAGCCACCAGGAAUUACUGUUGGUGAACUAUUUGUUGUUGAUGAGGGGUCUUCAGCUGCCAUCACUGUCAACCACCUGUGUGCUAGUGAUCCGGAUAAUGCAGAUGAUGAACUGUCUUUCAUACUGUGGUCCCCCCCUGAGUUUGGUUACAUAGAGAACACGUUACCAUCGCCAGGGCAUGAGAAGAGCAACAUGGGCAUCAGCAUAGGUUCAUUUGACUUAAAGCACAUGAAGGAGUUACAUAUAAACUAUGUUCAGUCACGACAUCAACGUAUUGAACCAACAGCAGAUCAGUUCCUUCUGUAUGUUACUGAUGGGAAGCAUCAGUCCAAGGAAGUUCCGUUUUAUGUUAUAAUCAAACCUAUAAAUGAUGAGGCUCCAAGUUUCCUGGCCAGGAAUAUCACUGUGUCUGAAGGCCAAAUGUGUGAAUUAGAUCCAUCGAUAAUAAAUGUGGUAGACCUUGAUGUGCCAGCCGACAGCCUAACAUUCACUGUAAGCCAGCAACCCCAGCAUGGAGUAAUCAGAAGUGGGAUGCAUAGGAGUAAUGUUGUUCUUUACAAACGACCAACCCUCAGUGAUCAUGAGCUCCCUGUGCAUGACUUCACGAUGGAUCAGCUGAUACAAGGGUUGAAGCUGAUGUAUGUGCACGAUGACUCUGAAAGUACAGGUGACAGAUUCGCCAUUCAACUGUCCGAUGGCAAACACAAAGUCCGCAAAGUCAUUUCAGUCCAGAUUCUUCCAGUGAAUGAUGAGCAACCAUUUUUGAGCAGAAACAAUGGACUGGAGGUAGAAAUGGGGGAUUACAGAAUCAUCUCCAGCAUUGCACUGGAAGCUGAAGAUAAAGAUACUCCAAGACAGCACCUUUAUUAUGUAAUAGACAGGGUCCCCAAACAUGGAGUGCUCCAGCUCAAGGAAAGUAUGGAGUGGCAAACCCUGUACCCCGGAAUGAACUGCAGUCAGGAUGACAUUGAUAUGAAUCGACUGAGAUAUGUGCACACAGGAGCGAUUGGGACAAAGGGUGAAGACGCUUUUCAUUUCCACCUCUUGGAUGGCGAUAACAAGUCACCUGUGCACAGUUUCCACAUCUCCAUCCGAAACAUCGAAAAGGGUGAAAUCUCAGUUUUAAUAAAACCACUCACCAUCGUCAAGGGUGACAGAGGUAUACUGACUACAGCUGUUCUUCUUGCUUCUGAUGGCACAAACAAACCUGAGGAGCUGCUUUAUAUCAUUACAAUCCCACCAAAUUAUGGACAAAUAGAAUAUGUCAACUACCCUGGAGUGGUAAUAACCAGCUUUAGUCAGAUGGAUGUAGCAGCUCAGACAGUUUCUUACACUCAUAGAAGCAAAGCUGUGGCCACCAGAGACUCAUUGAGAUUCAUUGUCAGCAAUGGGCUGUCCACAAGAAACGGAACGCUAGAGAUCAUCAUUGAAAGUACUGAUCGCAUGCUCCCUGGACUGUCCAAAAACAAAGGGAUCCGAUUGGUUGAAGGCUCCAUGAUAUCCAUUUCACCUGAUGUUUUACAAUUAUCUGACCCUGAUACUCCUCCACAGAACCUUACAUACAUCAUCACACAGCAUCCUCAGUAUGGACAACUGUAUUGCAAAGGGGCAGCUCUUCACCAACAUAACUUCACGCAGUUGGAUGUCGACAACAUGGAUGUAGCUUACAAACACAGUGGAGGAGGUUCGCAGAUUGACAAGUUCAUGUUUAUUGCCACUGAUCUAAGCAAUCAUGGUUUUCUGAUUGAUGGGAAAUUACAAAAUGAACCAGUUGUAUUCACAAUUGAGGUGGACCAUAUAGACAAGGAUGCUCCCAAAAUAGUUUACCUUCAGUGUCCUUCAAAUGUUAAAGUGCUGAAAAACGGCCAGUAUGGAAUCUACAUUUCCUUUCGAGAUUUGAAAGCAUCAGAUAUUGAUAGCAAGGAUGAAGAGCUCGUUUUUCAUAUCUUACGUGCUCCACACUUUGGUUACUUGGAAAAUGUCACAACAGGAGGAUUCAUUCAUGAUAAUUUCACACAGCAAGACCUGAACAGCAAGAGCAUCAUUUACAUCAUCACACCCUCCACAGAAGUAACGUCAGACAGUCUGGAGUUCCUGGUUUCGGAUCCCACAGGAAAUUCAGCUGCCCCUCAAACGCUUGAAUUCAAAUGGUCUCGUAUAGAAAUGCUAGUCUCAGAAUACCAGGUGUGUGAGGAUGCUGGUGUAUUCUCUGUGAAGGUCUUGAGAACUGGAUACUUGAUGGAAUCUUCAUUUAUUGGUAUAAAGGUUAAUAGCAUCACAGCCGCUGUUGGAAAGGAUUUUACUCCCAAUUCUGCCAACCUAAUUCAAUUUGAUCCAGGUGUAUCAGUAAGGAGCUGGAAUAUCGUAAUUACCAAUGACAGACUGGAGGAAAAUGAGGAAACAUUUGAAGUAUUACUUGCAUCUCCAGUGAAUGCAGUGCUUGGAACCAAGACAAAAGCAUUGAUCAAAAUUAUUGAUGCAAGAGGAGGUGGCUGCAGCAUUGCAAUCAGUAGCGGAGGAAGUGAAGAGAAUCCAGCAGUCAGGGUGUUCAGUGGCAGAGUGUCUCCAGGACUUGCAAUCCUACCAAAUCCUAAAAGUGACCCCUUCCAUGUGGAAGAAAUUCCAGUCAUUUACUCACAUAAAGAACUGAAACAGCCUCAAGGAGAUGUGUCUGAGGAAUUCCCUCUGCAACCUAUUCCCAAGAAGAAACUCACAGUGAUUAGAAAUGAAAAAAUGGACUAUUCUGCCAUUGCUUUUGGAAAGCGGUGCACUCUAGACCUCAAAGGCCUUCUGUUCUAUAAUGAAAGUGAGCAGAAAAUGAUCCGAUGUGAUGGAGUUUCUUGGAAGUCUUGGAACCCAGCAUAUGAGGAGCGAAGUGCCAAGAAAUGUCCCUUUGGUUGGACCUUCCACAACAAUCACUGCUAUUAUCUGAACACUGAACACAAGGCAACCUGGACUGCAGCGGCUCGAGCCUGCAAGGAGAUGCACCAUGGCAACCUUGUGAGUGUUAUCUCAAAACGGGACAUGCAGUGGCUGUGGGACUUCAGUGGAAGACGGCCUUUUUGGAUUGGCCUCAGUGAUAGGAUCAGGCCAGGCAAAUGGGAUUGGGCUGGAGGAGAACAAGUGUCAUUCACAAACUGGAAGCGAGGUUCCCCUCCAGCAUUGAGGAAGAAAGGGAAGAACUGUGUCCUGGUGAGAAGAAGAGGAAAGUGGCAGGUGAAAAAUUGCAAGCGGGGCAAGCCACAUUACUACAUGUGCUCUAUUCAUUAAUAAAUUGAUGGAUAUUCAUAUUGACAUCAACAUGUACACAAUGUAAUCCUAUAGUAUUUAUUAACUAAAUUUGGAAGUGCACCCAAUACAGCAUGUAUAUUUCUAACCAACAUUCACUGGUUAUGUCAUGGAUCUUUGAGAUAAAUUGUGACAGAAUGCAGAACCGCAGUUAGAUUAAUCAUUACUAAUCGUAAUGCAUUAUACACUAUACCUCCCAGCAAUAAUUAACAGCCUGAAGAGUUACUAGACCAAUUGUGACAUAAAGCUGGGGAUUGUACUAGACAGCGUUUAAACACAUUUUAUUCUCAUUUAGAUAAGAGAAAUGUCUAAAUUAUAGAACUAUUCAGGUCUAUAAAAGACGAGAUGCGGAUAAAUUUGAGUGCGGCCAGUAUUUGGACAGUUCAUCAACAGUUUUAAUAGACCACACUCAAAAGUGAGGUCCAUCCAUUCUGUAAGGGCCUUGAAGCUCAAAGUGUUUAACAGGAGUCCACAUUUCUGAGGUAAGUAUCUCAGUGAAAUGUGAAACCAUGCAGUGCCUGGUCACUGGGCUUGGGUGUCAGGCACCAGGGAAGGGCAAUGACCAAAACUAUCUGUCAAUAACAUUGUCAAUGACAAAAACUAUCUAUCAGUGACCAAAACAGUGACAUUCUAUUGCCACAGCCAGAUUAUCGAGGGCUAUGUUUCUCACAGUUCCAUAAACAGUCAGGGAGACCCAAUGGCUUUGCUGUUUUCCCUUCCCUGUGUUCAUACUCAAAUCUAGAAAACAACUUCAAUUAUUGGUGAAAAAAUUUAGUCGUUCUUAUCGCUUAACUUUGCAAACUCUCCUGUCGCUAAACAUCGGAGUGCAAACUCACAAUCUCACACUCAGUGUAGAGAGAACCAUUCAAAGGCAUGCAUUUUAUGAACUUCUGGGCAUGUUUAGUUUAUUUUCUUUCACAAGGUACUAAAUCAUAAGCUGCGAGAACACAACUUUUGAUGAUAGGUCUGCUGCAAGUUCUGGGUUGCACUGGGAUUAAGUCACAGGAUCACACUUAGUGUUUAAAGAGGAGAUCCUUUUCUUAAAAACUUCCCAUAUAUGGCACCCAAGUGCUGAAGUAAUUCCCAUCCCAUCAAAAGCCAGGGAUGGCGCCAAAAAUCUGCUGCCCAGUCAUUAUAAAGACACAAUCAAUGGGACAACUUUUCCAAUGAAGGAAUAUAUUGUUUCAAAGUGUUUGUUCAAUGUGUCUCAGUGUUGUGUGGGUAACUGUCUCCACUUUUCCAAGCAGAAUGAAUUUAAACUGUAUUCAUAUGGCAAAGCCUCUUUAAUUGUGUUGGUAUUUUAAUAUUUCCCUUUUUAUGUUAUAUUUAAAUAAAAUUCUA